GCGCAGCGGGGAUGAGGCCGGGGCUGGGGCCGGGCCGCGGCGCGCUGCCGCUCCUCGGCUGCCUCGCGCUGCUGCUGCUGCCGCCGCCCGCCGCUGCCGCCGAGUUCAGCCCCUCCCUGGACAGCGACUUCACCUUCACGCUGCCCGCCGGCCGCCGGGAGUGCUUCUACCAGCCCAUGCGCAAGGAGGCCUCGCUGGAGCUCGAGUACCAGGUUUUAGAUGGAGCAGGAUUAGAUGUUGAUUUUCAUCUACUGUCUCCAAAAGGUGAAACUCUAGUUUUUGAUCAAAGAAAAUCAGAUGGAGUUCAUACUGUGGAAACAGAAGAUGGUGAUUACAUGUUCUGCUUUGACAACACAUUCAGUACCAUUUCUGAGAAGGUUAUUUUCUUUGAACUGAUUCUGGACAACAUGGGAGAAGGAGGAGGACAAGAUCAAGAGGACUGGAAGAAGUAUGUUACAGGCACAGAUCUCCUGGAUAUGAAACUGGAAGACAUUCUGGAAUCCAUCAACAGUGUCAAAGCUAGACUAAGCAAAAGUGUCCAGAUUCAGACCCUUCUCAGAGCAUUUGAAGCUCGUGACCGAAAUAUACAAGAAAGCAACUUUGACAGAGUGAAUUUCUGGUCCCUGGUCAACUUGGGAGUAAUGGUGGUAGUAUCAGCUGUUCAGGUUUACAUGUUGAAAAGUCUCUUUGAAGAUAAGAGGAAAAGUAGAACUUAAUAUUCAGUAUGAUCAUAAAGAUAUACAGGUGGGGGGAAGCAAUAAACUGCUGCAGGAAAGAAACAAAAAUCUUUUAGAUUCUUUUGAACAGCAGUAGACACAUCAGGUUUCUAAGUCAUAUGGGGCUUUUUAAUGUUAACAGAAUGCCUUGCCCCAAGCUCUUCCAUCUUUGCAAGUGCUGUUAACAAACACUUAACUGUUUUUCAUGCUUGUAUUAUUUGUUAAUCAUUGUUAAUGACUAGCUCAUGCAUAGCACACAGGAUGUGGGUUCAUAUGCAAAGUAAUGUUAAUACUGUCAUUUUUUUAUGUUUGCAUAAAAUUUUAAAUGGUAAGUUAGAUUUGGUUUGUUUGAUGUUAAACAUUGAGUGAAUUUAAAUCUGUGCCUAUGUGUUUACAAGAUUGGGGCUCACAGAGUAGUCUGUGGUUACCAUCAUUUAUCAUCAAAGCAAAGUGUUUCUUUAAAGUCCUCAGCUUUUGUUGUAUGGCAUCAUGUAGAAACACUGGGCUAACAUUGUGAAAACAAAAUUACAGCUUUUUUUUUUUUUUUUUUGAGAGAGAGAGAUGGCUGACAUCAGCACUUUAAAAAUGAAUACUGUCAAUGUGAAAUUGAGUCAGCACUGACAAGAGAAAAUAGGUGCAAUUUUUGUUCAUAAAUCUUUGUCUUGUUUUACAAUCCCAUUUUCCUUUUUGGCUGUUACGUGAGAUCCAAGGUACAAUGAAUUGAAGCAUGGUUUGUGAACUCCUAUUUGUUACAACCUCAUGUAAUAGAUACAUUUUCAAGAAGCCAUUUCUUAUAUUUUUCCCUUUUAUUUGCCAAUUUUUUAUUAGUUUGUCUACUGCAUGGCUAAGACUAAUGCAGCAAUUAAUAGGGUGACUUACAUAUGCAUCAAAAAAGCAUAGCUACACAUCUGAAUUUUUCCGUCUUGCUCACUCUAAUGGAUCUCUUAGCUGUGUAAGUACAUUAUAGUCAUAUGAGCAGUUUUGUAAAUCUAGCUGUUUCUGUGAGUAAGGAGGUAUGAAUCAAGGGAGCAAUAAGUACAGGCUUCAAGUUUUAGGAUUAAAUGAAUAUGUAACAUGACUUAACUAAGGAAAAGUUAUCCUCAAAUGGUUGACUUUUAGUAGUACAUUGUGAAUAUGGAAAACUUGCCAAAAAAACCUUAAGUAUGUAAGAACAAACUUCUUUUAAUAGUUCAAACUUAGCCAUUAUUACGAUGUGCCAAGUCAUCAAAAUUCCGUACAGAAAUGAACUAUCUACAUCAUUUCAUCACAAAGUGUUUUAAACACAAUGAGUGUAUUAGUGAUCUGCUUGUUCUUGGUUCAUCUGGGUAUUAACUGCAGAACUGCAACUUUGAGACUUUCUGGGAUAAAAUUAUUUUAGGGGGAUAAGACAGGGUCAAUAUAUGAAUGAAGUUUCUUUAUUCGAAUGAGUAGAUGCUAGCAAGGGCUACAGUACACAGGAACUGCACUUCAACUUCAGAUAAUGGGACCUAGCAAUAAUAUUUCUAGAUAGUUUUUAUAAAUUUAAGUAUUAUUCCUUACAGAACUUAUUACAGAGGGCACCAAAGGCUGUUGAGCUACUUGUCCCUUCUGCAAAGCUGUGUCCAAAGUAAACUGUUUCCCUUCAGGGUUCUGCAUAUCUUCUUUUCCCACAUGAUGCUUUCUAUUCUCAAGUGCUUGGAAUUGGCAAGCUUAUUCCUAGGCUUUGUCCUGACCAAAUGAAAGAUUAACUUUCUCCCACUGUGGCAAAUAUUUUUCUGCCAUUUCUGCCAUGUCUCCCAGCAAUAAAGUAUCAUGUAUUUGUAACAGGAUGGAUAUCUAUAAACAGCAAGCCAAAGCUCCCAGGAGUAGACUUUUGGUCACGUCCCUCCAGGAAAAGCAAACCAAGAAUCUUAGGGCUUUGUCCCUUUUGCUAGAAGAAACAGGAGAUCUAUCUUCACUUGCAUUGCCAGAAGUGCAAUGCUGCAAACCAUCUGCAACAUACUGUAACAGCUCUGUGAAACUCUUAAGACAUCUACCUCUUGUAUGUAAGCUACUAGAUUCUCGUUUUCAGCUCUGGAUAUCCAACUGAUGAGCUCUGCCAAAUUUUCAUAGAGCACCUCUCGAGAUUAGAUCCACAGCUAAUCUGCUCUGCCUGUCUGCCAGAGGUUAUACAUCCAGGGCCAAAAUAAGCCAGAAUGUGCUUGCGCUUCACUCACUCACUCUAGUUCAGUGUGGUAUGUUAGCCUAUGAAUGCAGGCUUCUGAUAAAACACCAGACUAAACUGCAGCAGCUUCUUUGAUUAGAGACAGCAGUCUCUAGUAUAGGGAAAAUAAUGCAACAAAUAUCAGCAGAGUUCAUCUGGAUGAAAGGAUUAUUUUCUAACAAAGAACUCUUACUGAAUUUCUCCCCAUCGAGGUUUGGCUGAUUAUAGAAAAAUUUAAACAGAGAAUAAACUACAAAUGUUAAUUAUGCUUUGACUUUAGCCACUGGAAAACAUUUGUAAGUAAAAUAUUUGGCAUUUAAACUUGCAGUUAAAUUUCAACUGGAUUUUGAAGAACAGUCAAAUUGUUUUUGAUUGUAUGCAACGUACAAAGGGGAACUACAGUGUUUCUUAAUGGAUUUUUUUAUUCAGAAGAAAAUGUUUUAAGACUUGCAGACACUGAAUAAGAUUAUGCAAAACCCUGAGAUUUUCAAUAAAUGAGGCUUAAACUUG
This is a messenger RNA of Rhea pennata, 3408 nucleotides long. RefSeq names its product transmembrane p24 trafficking protein 5 (gene TMED5). The record is from RefSeq and is a predicted model, not a curated record. The transcript is spliced from 4 exons. Gene Ontology annotation, cellular component: Golgi apparatus; endoplasmic reticulum; COPII-coated ER to Golgi transport vesicle. Bases 12 to 716 code for a protein of 234 amino acids. NCBI's taxonomy places the organism in Eukaryota, Metazoa, Chordata, Aves, Rheiformes, Rheidae. Gene Ontology annotation, biological process: intracellular protein transport; Golgi ribbon formation; endoplasmic reticulum to Golgi vesicle-mediated transport.